Molecule: messenger RNA, 1897 nt
Organism: Peromyscus eremicus (cactus mouse)
Lineage: Eukaryota; Metazoa; Chordata; Mammalia; Rodentia; Cricetidae
Product: C-C chemokine receptor type 1
Exons: 1
Coding region: 54-1121 (355 amino acids)
Biological process (GO): positive regulation of monocyte chemotaxis; immune response; inflammatory response
Cellular component (GO): cytoplasm; membrane
Molecular function (GO): chemokine (C-C motif) ligand 7 binding; C-C chemokine receptor activity; chemokine (C-C motif) ligand 5 binding
Source: RefSeq, a predicted model, not a curated record
CUGUAUUUAAUAGAAAAGUAAAUACAGAAGCCAUUGUUCCUGACCAGUUCCUGAUGGAGAUUUCAGCUACCACAGAAGACUACUAUACAACCACAGAAUUUGACUAUGGAGACUCCACCCCAUGCCAAAAGGCUGCUGUAAGAGCCUUAGGGGCUGGACUCCUACCCCCCCUGUACUCCCUGGUGUUCAUCAUUGGAGUGAUAGGCAAUGUUCUGGUGGUUCUGGUGCUCAUGCAGUACAGGAGGCUUCGAAGCAUGACCAGCAUCUACCUGUUCAACCUGGCCAUCUCUGAUCUGGUCUUCCUUUUCACUUUGCCUUUCUGGAUUGACUACAAGCUGAAAGACAACUGGGUUUUUGGUGAUGCCAUGUGUAAGCUCCUCUCUGGGUUUUAUUACCUGGGCUUAUACAGUGAGAUAUUCUUUAUCAUCCUGCUGACAAUUGACAGGUACCUGGCCAUUGUUCAUGCAGUUUUUGCCCUGAGGGCCCGGACUGUCACUUUUGGCAUCAUCACCAGCAUCAUCACCUGGGUCCUAGCCAUCUUGGCCUCCAUUCCUGGCUUAUACUUUUUCAAAGUCCAGUGGGAAGCCACUCACAAUACCUGUAGCCCUCAUUUCCCCUAUGAGAGCCUGAAGCAGUGGAAGCGGUUUCAGGCUCUGAAGCUGAACCUCCUUGGGCUAAUUUUGCCUCUGCUAGUCAUGAUCAUCUGCUACACAGGCAUCAUCAGCAUUCUGCAAAGACGACCCAGUGAAAAGAAGGCCAAAGCCGUGCGCCUGAUAUUUGCUAUCACGCUUCUCUUCUUCCUCCUCUGGACCCCCUAUAAUCUGACUGUAUUUGUUUCUGCUUUCCAAGAUGUUCUAUUCACCAAUCCAUGUGAGCAGAGCAAACAGCUGGACCUGGCCAUGCAGGUGACCGAGGUGAUUGCUUACACUCACUGCUGUGUCAACCCAGUCAUUUACGUCUUUGUGGGUGAGCGGUUCCGGAAGUACCUCCGGCAACUGUUUCAAAAACAUAUGGCUGUACCCCUGGCAAAAUGGCUGCCCUCCCAUUUUGUGGACCAACCAGAAAGGGCCAGUUCCAUAUCUCCAUCCACAGGAGAGCAUGAGCUCUCUGCUGGCUUCUGAUUCAGACCCCUGAGUGUCAACCAAGGUCUAGGAGAGAGUGAGGAGGUAGUACAUGGCUCUCCAAGACAGAUACUGGCAGCUGUCACAACGAGGAUUCACAAUCUUGUAGGGUGAGAGGGAACUUAAAGGUGGCUUAGGUAUAAGCCAUCUCUUUAAUUUAACUUUCCUUGAAUGUCUCUCUGUUGAAAAGUAGAUGAAUGAAAAAGUAGGAUGUUCCAGAGACUAGGAUAAUGGAUACCAAUGAAGGGCUUGGGCCCAAUAAGAAUUAGGAUCUGUGGUCAUUAACAAACAGAGCUGAACUGAACUUUUACUGAAUCCCACUCCUAAUGAUGUGAUAUUCUGAAAAAAAAAUCAAGAAAGUAUUGUAAUAGAAAAGAAUUUUGCAUACUUGUAUAUUGACAUACAUUAUAAAGCAUAAGAUGUUAUAUCAAAAAUUUAAACUGUAACAAACUGAAGUUAAUUUAUCCAGUUAUUUUAAAUAAUUAGCAAAGAUACAAAUAGAUUACAGAAUAAAUGCAGUAGCAUUAGUAUACAAAUACUGACCACAAGGAAAUAACAAUAAAAAUACAUAGUUCUUUUGGUUGCUAAAAUUGGUGAAGAAAUAUUAUUUCAUUUUGUUAAUGAAAAUGCAUAGUACAGGAGCAAAUAUGGCAAAAACAGUCACAGACAUGUGGUUUGAAACAAAUGUACAUUAGCGAAGUAUUUCUAAAAAACAAUUUAAAAAGUUCAAUAUUACUAAAAAGCUAAGUAGUCCAUUUUAUGGUAAUAUUAGCAGA